This is a messenger RNA of Teleopsis dalmanni, 384 nucleotides long. RefSeq lists its product as uncharacterized. NCBI's taxonomy places the organism in Eukaryota, Metazoa, Arthropoda, Insecta, Diptera, Diopsidae. The annotation marks the transcript as partial. The transcript has a single exon. The record is from RefSeq and is a predicted model, not a curated record.
AUGGAUUUAUUUAAGUCCGCUUUUUCUUGCUUACAGAGCAAUUGUGAUGCGCAUUUACAUGCUGCGGCUACAGAAAUUGAAGCAUUGAAACAGGCCUUACUAGAGAAGCAGAAUCAACUGGUUGCCAUGGAGACUGCCUGUUUGCGCGAAUCAGACCGACAAGUCGAAUUGGAGGAUAGCGUCAUAGCGUGGCAGGAUAAAUAUGACCGUCUCUAUGAAUCGCAUAAACGUGUUCAAAAAGUCAAUCAAAGCUUAGAGGAUAAAUUGCUGAAGUUAGUCGAUCGGAAUACAGCCGAACGAGCACAAUUAACCAGUGACGUGGCAACACUAAGUGUGCGAUUAGCACAGGCCAAUUUCAAUAUAGCAAAAUUGCAAAGAGAAAUC